AUGUUCACUGGCCUCGUCGAGACGCUCGGCACCGUCAGUGCGCUGGUGGCACUCGACCCCUCGACAUCGGGCGGCAACGGCACCUCGCUGACCAUCUCGGACUGCGCAACCAUCCUCACGGAUGCGGCGCUGGGCGACUCGAUCUGCGUCAACGGUACGUGCCUGACGGUGACGGAGCUCGAGCCCUCGCAGCCGCCGUACGGCUCGUUCAAGGUCGGGGUGGCACCCGAGACGCUGCGGCGCACCAACCUGGGCUCGCUGAAGGAGGGGAGCAAAGUCAACCUGGAGCGGGCCGUGAGCGCAGCCACACGCAUGGGCGGCCACUUCGUGCAGGGCCACGUCGACACGGUGGCGUUGAUCGCGAGCGUGACGCCCGACGGCAACGCCCUGACCUUCCGCCUGGCCCCGCGCGACCGCGCCGUGCUGCGCUACGUUGUGGAAAAGGGAUACAUCACCCUCGACGGUGCGAGUUUGACCGUCACCAAGGUCAACGACGCCGACGGUUGGUUUGAGGUCAUGUUGAUCGCGUACACGCAGGAGCGGGUCGUCAUGGCGGCCAAGAAGCCCGGCGACGAGGUCAACGUCGAGAUCGACAUUGUCGGCAAGCUGGUCGAGAAGAGCGUCGUCGGGUACCUCGAGGGUGCCGCGGGCGGAGAACAGGGCGGCGCCCCAGCCAUGCUGGAGAAGAUUGUGGGCCGAUUGGUGGAGGAGAAGUUGAAGAUCAUACAACAGCAACGGUAG
Messenger RNA from Fonsecaea nubica, 741 nucleotides. RefSeq names its product riboflavin synthase, alpha subunit. The transcript has a single exon. Lineage: Eukaryota; Fungi; Ascomycota; Eurotiomycetes; Chaetothyriales; Herpotrichiellaceae. Gene Ontology annotation, molecular function: riboflavin synthase activity. Bases 1 to 741 code for a protein of 246 amino acids. The record is from RefSeq and is a predicted model, not a curated record. Gene Ontology annotation, biological process: riboflavin biosynthetic process.